GUUUGUCAUGAAAACGGGGGCUGGGGUGCAAACAAGCACUUAUGUUUCCAUUUCAACUGAAAAAUAGUAAGACAGUGCGACCCGGCCAACCGAUCAGAAGUGGACGAAGGAACUGAUUGGUGAAUUGAGACCGCCAUGAGAUUCAAUUUCGAUUUAAGCGGCACCGUCGGCGGCCCCAAAGACCAACGAAGCCCUACCCCUUCCACUCCUAAAGACGACGUCGAAUGGCUUCCUCUUCAAGACCACCCCCUCUUCACCAGCACAGCCCCCACCUCUGGCGAUGGUGGUGCCUCCAUCACUCCUGCCUCUCGAGCUCACAGAAAUGUCCUGGCGUGGGACGGUGCUUCUUGCCUUUUCUUCUGGGACGGUACCAAGCAAUGCCUGCAUCGUAUAAGUGUUCGGUUGGGUGAUCCCGAUCCUACCUCUGUUUUGGCAGCUUCGCCCUCUAAGGUGUUGCAAGCAGAUGUCAAGCUAAACUUCGUGGUCAACAAUAUAUCUGUCAAUAGAAAUGGAUCAGCACUACUUCUUGUCAGUUCAGGCACUGUACAUGUCAUGUACUUGUAUGGACGCACUUCUAAAAAAGACAAUGCCAUAAUCUGCAGAACAGUUUUAGUUGGCUCAUCUAUCUAUGCUGAUGGUGGUAAUGCCAUAAGAAUAUUGCAAGUCUCAUGGCAUCCUCAUAGUGACACUCAUCUGGGAAUCCUUUCUUCUGAUUCAGUUUUCAGGCUCUUUGAUUUGUCUUCAUCUCUUGAACAGCCAGAGCAGGAAUACUAUUUACAGCCUGUGGAACCUGGUCGAACCAGGAAUGCUGCAUCAAUCUGCCCUGCUGGCUUUUCUUUUGGGGGUGAUCACUUGUGGGACAGAUUUAGUGUUUUUGUUUUAUUUAGUGAUGGUUCAAUCUACAUCCUUUGUCCUGUGGUUCCCUUUGGAAGUGUGUACAGAUGGGAAUCUAUAUCGGAGAUAUAUAAUGAUGCUCACAUGUUUGGGCUGAAGUCGGCCAAUUCAACAGCUGUUAGUAAUUCUAAUCUGGCAAUAUCUUGGUUGGAGGCAACAUUUCCAGAAUUUUCCCAACAAGCAAAAGAGGGGGGAAAUUUAUUGGCAGUGAAAGCUUAUCCUCAUGCUUUAUUUGAUGCAUCACUUUUAUUGCAGGGCCCCCUACGCAAAUUAUGUCAUGGAGAGGAAGAUGAUUCAGAAGAUCAGGGUGCAGAAUGUGAAGGCAGAGCUGUCAGUUUUCUUUAUAAUGUAGUCAGCAAAGACUCAAUUCUUGUGACUGCCUGGAGUGGUGGGCAGUUGCAAAUAGAUGCCCUAACUGAUGAAAUCCAACCAGUCUGGAGUGUUGGUAGUCCUCCUCGCGUCUCUGUUGAUUCUCAUGACCGAAUCCUUGGUCUUGCUAUGAUAUGUGAGUCCACCAAUGAUGAUCUUUCUAUAGUGAAGCUUGAUCAGCCACUUGAUCAUACUGUCUGGUUAGGUCAUCCACCCCCAUUGUUGAGACUGGCUAUUGUGGAUUUGGCUUUGCCAAGAAACAUCCAAGGUGAUUCUUUUGUUUCAAUGUAUGUUGAUCCCCUUAUUCCUGAGAGAAUAUAUUCACUUCAUGAUGGAGGGAUAGAUUCCAUAGUGUUGCAUUUUCUCCCAUUUACAAGUCAGAUGAGUGGCAAGGAUGAGACCAUGCGAACUCCUUCUGUGAAUCCUGUUUUGAAUACAUGCCAGGGAGAAACCUCCUCUCCUUCUCCUCUUUUCGGUUUUGUGCCAUUAUCUGAUUCAUUUGGAUAUUCAUGGAUAGUGGGAGUUACCUUGUGUUAUGAAUGUAUUGUGCUGGAGAUGAAAACAUGGAAUAUAUUGCUCCCCGUACAUGCUAAUAUGGAAAGGAAACCCAUAAGCUUAGUAGAAACAACAGAGACAGAUACCCCAGAUAUUAUCAGCAAAGAACUCCUUAGUGGCCCUAAAGUGGUCCUUGUUCCUUCUGCCUCACCAAAUCUGCAGUAUGUUGCUGCUGAUUCUAUUGAAGGUCGAUCAACUCUUCAUCAAUACUGCAAACUUUUCCAUGAAAAUUACGUUGAGUAUGCACACAAGGUGUACUUUGAGCUCAAGCAUCAUGGCCCUCACCUGAAGAGAAUCAUUGAUGACCAGCAUGCUCGUUUACGUGAAGCACAACAGAAGCUUGUGAAAGUUGAGGAGAAACAGCCAGGGUUGGAGGAACGGAUGGAGCAUGCAAUUCAGCAGCACAAUCGGCUGGAUGAACGGAUUCAAAGCUUAAGAAAGCUGCCUGGGGCGCACAAGAAACCAUUGUCUAGAGCAGAGUGCGAGUUCAAAUCAUAUCUUGAUAGAUUUACAGGAGUUGAAUUAGAUGCUUGGCACUCUUCCAUUGAAGCUUUGAAUGCAAGGUUGGGAAGGUUCAUGCAAUCCCUACAAGGCAAUGCAUCUAAGGCACAAAGGCAAACAUCUGGGAGGAUGAAGAAUCAUGUCCGAGAUGCCCAAAUUUCUCAGCUGAAAUCCUCAAUUGCAAAACUCUCACUUGUCAAUAGCGCGAAUUCUAAAAAGGUCAAGCUUGUUGAAUCUGCAUUGAGAGACCGGGAAAGCAGCAGCUGAUGAAACCUGCAUAUCUUUUUAUCACUGCUAUCGCUGUGGAUGCGGUUUUAUGAUUCCUGUACAAGUUAUAUCUAGAGCUGGAGUCAGCUUCCUGAAAAUUCAGUAUUAUCAAUGUGUAUAUUUUCUUUGUAUCUGUGCUGUUAAAGAACAUGUACCAUGAGUUGCUGAUAGGGUUUUCCCCUAGUUUUGUAUUCCUGGAUGCUCUUGAAAAUGAGUGAUUUUACUGUGAAAAUAUAUUUCAGCAGGUUGAUGAGGGAUGACGAGAGAGAGAGAGAGAGGAACACACAUUACAAUAGUGAAUGCUCCUGCUUUCUCACCAGGACCCAGUUUGCUUUUAUUCAAGAAUAGCUGUUGAUCUCUA
Malania oleifera is the source of this 2947-nucleotide messenger RNA. Its product is annotated as nuclear pore complex protein NUP88. Gene Ontology annotation, molecular function: structural constituent of nuclear pore; protein binding. The record is from RefSeq and is a predicted model, not a curated record. Gene Ontology annotation, cellular component: nuclear pore. The transcript has 9 exons. Bases 136 to 2586 code for a protein of 816 amino acids. NCBI's taxonomy places the organism in Eukaryota, Viridiplantae, Streptophyta, Magnoliopsida, Santalales, Ximeniaceae. Gene Ontology annotation, biological process: ribosomal large subunit export from nucleus; mRNA export from nucleus; protein import into nucleus.